Echinococcus granulosus is the source of this 1242-nucleotide messenger RNA. RefSeq lists its product as hypothetical. NCBI's taxonomy places the organism in Eukaryota, Metazoa, Platyhelminthes, Cestoda, Cyclophyllidea, Taeniidae. The transcript has a single exon. The record is from RefSeq and is a predicted model, not a curated record. The coding region runs from base 1 to 1242 and encodes 413 amino acids.
AUGAACAUGCCACAGUCCUCGAGUACCAACCAAUGUAACGGGCAGCCGUGCUGCGGUCAGUCGCGGUGUCCCACCUCCUUCUGCUCGCCCCAAGUCACAACCGGGUGCACGCCUCCUCGAAAUGUUACUGGAAUACUGAUGCCAACAAUCGCAGGAGGCAGGCAUAUGUGUCUAAAACCUAGCCUCUCCUGCGGUGUCUACGGUAAUCCUCAACCCUGCCAGUCGGAGAAACUGGAGGAGUGCCAGGUAGAGGAGAAGAAACCGGCAAAAAAGGAGUCCCCACCUCCACCCCCACCGGUAAAAGACCCAUGUGCACCUGCAAAGCGUCUGGAUCCCUGUCCCCCCAAGUAUCCUGGGCUGGAAAAAUGUGGGGCCAAUCGACCUCCACAGACGCAGCAGAAGGCUUCACCCUCCAGGAAGGAGUGUCCUCCACCCAAGCCUGCCGCAGCCUCAAGAGAAAGGUGUCCCCCUGCUCAGCCUAUGCAACCGGUAGCCAGAGACAAUUGCGCACCCCAGAAGAGUACUGCGAGUUACAACUGUUCUCCUCAACGCAAUGCUGCAAAAGGAGGAAAACGAAACGUCGGUGCACUAAGAGAAUGCGCCACACCCGAACGCGCAUCCCCGACUCGUUCAUCGAUUGCGGAAUCCCCUAUUAGCCCAAUGAACCGCGUCUGUUCCCCUCCCAACUAUCAGGUUUGUGCCCCACCACAAGCCGAAGAUCCGAGGGUGAAUAAGACCUGCCCCCCCACCACUUACGUGCCCCAAAUGGACUACUGUGCUGACAACACGAGGGAUAAUCGGCAGAGUCCAAUGAAUUCGGAGUGUAUGAUCGCUACACCGCCACCUCCGGAUAUGCGGUGUAUCACGGAGGAAGUGAAUAGGAGGAUAAUGCAGUUGGGAAAGGAGUGUUCGGCAAACUCGGGAAUGCCAAAAACCCCUGUGAAUAAGCCACAACACGCCUGCGAAGCGUAUGCGUCGGGAGCUGCUGCGUGUUCGGAGCCUCAGCCUGCACCUCGAAUGUGCCAGCAGAUGGCGGAGAGACAGACGCCAACCAACAACCAAUGCCAAUCGCAACCACCAGCCAACUGUGCCCCGCAGCGACCACAGCCGCCGAACCAGUGGGGGAUGGACAAUUGUUCACCCCAACGAACACCCAAUCGGAGUCCCCCAUCAAGAACUAACAAUAACAUACAGCACGAGGACGAUAACGGCGUGAUGGAUAACUCGUACUGCCAGAAUUAG